GACAUGGCAAGACUCGCUGCGACGCGGCGCCGGCGACCGCGACGUCACGACCGACGUCACGACCGGCGGCACCAACGAGCGAACGGCGGUCGACGGCGACGACUCUCGCCACCUCGGACUCCACCGGCAACGGACUACUCUUCUGAACUAGCCUUGACCCGAACUUUCAUUGCGAUUUAAGAAGGCGAUACAACCGGCCCUUUCAUACAGUCCACUUAUCCUCGUAACAAUAACAUUGGUCCUUUAGGAUUCUCACCGUCUUAAUUUUCGAAAUCGUCGAAAUAACGGUCACCGCAAUGUUCAACGUCGAGUCUCUGCGCACUUCAAAACGCGGUCUUCAGCUAUAGAAGAUCUUCGGGAGCCUUCAUCGUCGUCAAGAUCAUCAUCCUGCCGAAGAAACUUCGCCCGGCAACCGCGCGCGCUCGAGAACAAAGUAGUCGACGGAACGCCGGACUUCGGACCAACCCGCUGAAUCUGCGAGUCAUCGUCAAGAAAAGGAGAAGAUUGCAUCAGCAAGGAUUCACUGGUGGAUGGUUUGGUCACUCUGCGAGAUCGAGAUGCUUUCGGACGACCCCUCCGUUUCCGAGUUGGAGCGCGAGGAGUUCGAAGCCGGGUACCACCCGCUGGUAGCCGAGGCGCGGCGCCUGCUGGGUGCACAGCCCCAGGAUACUUCCGUGAUACAGCUCGAAGAUGCACAGAUUUUUGAAGUCUUUCAACACCUUCAGUACUUCAACCCGGGGAGCAUGUUGAGACAUGGCAAGACUCGCUGCGACGCGGCGCCGGCGACCGCGACGUCACGACCGACGUCACGACCGGCGGCACCAACGAGCGAACGGCGGUCGACGGCGACGACUCUCGCCACCUCGGACUCCACCGGCAACGGACUACUCUUCUGAACUAGCCUUGACCCGAACUUUCAUUGCGAUUUAAGAAGGCGAUACAACCGGCCCUUUCAUACAGUCCACUUAUCCUCGUAACAAU
Messenger RNA from Papilio machaon (common yellow swallowtail), 981 nucleotides. RefSeq lists its product as uncharacterized. The transcript is spliced from 3 exons. Bases 531 to 896 code for a protein of 121 amino acids. The record is from RefSeq and is a predicted model, not a curated record. NCBI's taxonomy places the organism in Eukaryota, Metazoa, Arthropoda, Insecta, Lepidoptera, Papilionidae.